CACUCCUCCAAUCUGUCCCACUAAAGCGAUUUCAGCGCAUGCAGGGACGAGUAACGCAACAUGGCGACAGAGUUCCACAAUCUGCAGGAGUUGAGGCAGAGUGCAUCUCUGGCUAAUAAAGUCUUCAUCCAGAGAGACUACAGCGAAGGAACCACCUGCAGGUUUCAGACCAAGUUCCCCUCCGAGCUGGAGAGCAGGAUUGAGCGGACACUGUUUGAGGACACUGUGAAGACGCUGAACAACUACUACGCAGAGGCAGAGAAGAUAGGGGGCCAGUCCUACCUGGAGGGGUGUCUGGCCUGCACCACAGCGUACCUCAUCUUCCUCUGCAUGGAGACGCGUUAUGAGAAGGUGUUGAAGAAGAUUGCCAAGUACAUUCAGGAGCAGAAUGAGAAGUUCUAUGCUCCCAGAGGGCUGCUCGUCACAGAUCCCAUAGAAAGGGGAAUGCGUGUCAUAGAGAUAUCAAUCUAUGAAGACCGGGGCUCCAGUGGCUCCAGCUCGGGGAGCAGCUCCGUGUCCGGCAGCACCGCUCGAUGACUCGGUACUUCCUAACAACCAUGUCCCCCUGAUUACUCACAACCCUGGAGAACUUAGGACAAUAAUGCUACUCUUGUUCCAACACUUGGCCCACGCAUCCCAAAGCUACGCUCACACAAAGGGUUCACUAGUUCUUGUCCAAGAAAGGCACGUUGCGCCGGCGUGCCAUCACAUGCUAAAGGUGUUCAAGCUUUUAAAACACACGCCGUGGUAGUUUGUUGCACAGCCAUGUGCAUGGCGACACAGUCGUGUUACUGUACAAUGCAAUGUCUCAGUAUUGCCGGUAAUACUUUGUGUGAUCGUACCGUUACCUUUCCUUCCUGUCCUUGUUGAAGCUACAGCAGCUAUGUGUAAUCAGGUGGGUGAGAAAAGCAUGGAAGGAUGUGAGAAAAGGAGGGAGGGAGGAAGUGUUGAAGACCACAAGCCUCACCAAGCCUCAUACCUCAGCCACCACAGCCGCACCACACCGGACCAAACUGGACUGAACCUUCAGCAAAUGUGAGGAGGACAUAGAAGCAUUUGAAGGCAACGUUUCACCAAACCCAUACAAACUGUACAAGGAACCUCCUUCACCUCUGAUGUAAGUCGUGCAGUCUGGUAGCAGAUGAAUGUCAUUCAGCCCGACUGUGUAUUUUAUGUAGCAGAUCUUCCAUAUUUCUCACAUGAAGCCUCUUUUUUCUUUGUUAGACACACAAACAUAUCUAAAUACUAACCUCUUGGUUUCAAUGAGUGAGACCAACGAUCCCUAAAUUUUAGAUUAUGCAAAGACAUACUGUGGAUUGAAUGUAGUAGUAAGUAGACAAAGGAUGGGUCAAACAGUCUUCCUGAAUCUUACCUGUCGUGAUUUAAAGUACACCCAGCCUUCCUUGAUUUCUGAGUAAGCUUCCAAAGAACAACGACUGCCAAAAACUGGCUCUCAAUUGUGAAUGUGUGUUUUGUUUUGGUGACAUUUUGUUCAAGAGUGAAACUUUCGUACUGCUUGUUGUUUGAUACACGUGGCAAUGAGGUAUACACGACUGGCGUCAAAUAAAUAAAUAGUGUUUCAUCACA
Molecule: messenger RNA, 1587 nt
Organism: Anarrhichthys ocellatus (wolf-eel)
Lineage: Eukaryota; Metazoa; Chordata; Actinopteri; Perciformes; Anarhichadidae
Gene: golga7ba
Product: golgin A7 family, member Ba
Exons: 5
Coding region: 61-537 (158 amino acids)
Biological process (GO): protein targeting to membrane; peptidyl-L-cysteine S-palmitoylation
Cellular component (GO): palmitoyltransferase complex
Source: RefSeq, a predicted model, not a curated record